Messenger RNA from Encephalitozoon cuniculi GB-M1, 1128 nucleotides. Its product is annotated as vacuolar H+-ATPase V1 sector subunit H. The transcript has a single exon. NCBI's taxonomy places the organism in Eukaryota, Fungi, Microsporidia, Unikaryonidae. Gene Ontology annotation, cellular component: vacuolar proton-transporting V-type ATPase, V1 domain. Gene Ontology annotation, molecular function: proton-transporting ATPase activity, rotational mechanism. Gene Ontology annotation, biological process: proton transmembrane transport. The record is from RefSeq and is marked provisional. The coding region runs from base 1 to 1128 and encodes 375 amino acids.
AUGUUUUUGAAAAUGCUGGAGGCCAAAGCGAGAGAUUCGUUGCCUCUGGAAGCAGGACCUGAGUAUGUGGAAAGAUUCAAAGAGAUGAAGUACCGUGGAGGUAGAAGGGAGGCAACAGCAUUUCUCAGAAAAGAAAAUGUAGGCACCACCAUUCUCCUCGACUCUCCAGAGCUACUGGAUGAGGAAGACCUGAUAGACCUUCUCUUUUGCCCGGAUAUUUAUUCGAGGUACAGGAGUGCAGAGAUGCUAACUAAGAUGUACGAGCACAAGAAGCAUAGAAAGGAGUAUUUAUCUUUUUUCAAACAGAUGCUAAAGGACAACACUUCGUAUGACGAAAGCAAUUAUCUUUUGUCCCAGCUGAUUGACUUUCUGUCCUGCAAGUCAAAUCUGGAGUUUGACGUUGAGAAAAGGAAAAUAGAGCUUGCAUCGAACAGGACGUUCAUGGAAAUUCUGCAGACAUAUGUGUUUGUCAAGGAGAUUCAGUAUAACACAUUGAUAAUCAUCCUCAUAUUUUCUUAUAGCAAAGAGUGUGUCGACAAGAUGGACGACUUGAUUAAUGACGUCAUUGCCAUAGUAAAAGAAAGGGCAAGAGAGAAGAUCCUGAGAGUGUGCUGUGGAAUAGUUGCGAAUGUCCUCGACAGUGGCUAUAUCUUUUCUCCAGGAAGGCUCAACGACAUCUCGAAGUGCACAAAGGUGCUUCUGGAAGGGGGCUACAGCGAUGAGGAACUGGUGAUAGAUAUUGAGAGGAUUAGAAGUAGGAUGGUACAGAACACAAAGAAGUUUUGCAUACGCAAUUACCUCAAUGAGCUAUUUUCCGGGAGAUUUGAGGAUUCUGAAUAUCACCACAAGAAGGACUUCUGGAGCACCAAUCUCGACAUGUUGAUAAAGAACAAGGUUGAAAUAGUUAAGGUGCUCAAGAAGUAUCUGAAGUCAAAUAACCCCUCGUGGAUAUGCCUCGCAUGUAGCGACAUCUUUCAGUUGGUGAGGGCAUCCCCGGAAAUUAAUGCAGUCUUGAGCAAGUAUCAGGUUAGAGAAAUACUCUUCAACCUGAUCAACAGUGACAAUGACGACAUAAAAUUCCAUGCGAUCCAGGCACUAUACACAUGUAUUUCUUCAGAGUGGAGUUAA